GAGGAGAGAGACUAAUAGGAGGCACUCCUCCACCUAGAGAGUCCAAAACCCACAACCACUCUUCUUUUCAGUAAUCUUAAGAACGCUUCUUUCCUCUCAUUUCUCUCUCUUCGCCUCUCGCUCUCCUUUCAUCAAACGCCAACAAAAGCACAAGAGUUGUAGAAGAGAAUGAAGGGAACGAUGUUGAGAUCCAUGGAAGCAUCUCUGAGAUGGAGGAGAAGCCUCUCUGCGUCAUCCACCACUCACUUGUUACGCCGUGGUUACACAUCUGAGUCGUCCCCCGAUCGGAAGGUCACAGUCUUGGGCGCUGCCGGCGGGAUAGGUCAGCCACUUGCACUACUCAUGAAGCUCAACCCUCUCGUCUCCAAUCUUGCCCUCUACGAUAUCGCCGGCACUCCUGGUGUCGCCGCCGACGUCGGCCACAUCAACACCAGAUCUCAGGUCGCCGGAUACAUGGGCGAGGACCAGCUAGGGCAGGCAUUGGAGGGAUCUGAUAUUGUAAUCAUUCCAGCCGGUGUGCCAAGGAAGCCCGGUAUGACUCGUGAUGAUCUCUUCAACAUCAAUGCUGGCAUUGUUAAGUCUCUGUGCACUGCGAUUGCCAAGUACUGCCCCAAUGCACUUGUUAAUAUGAUUAGCAAUCCUGUGAAUUCAACUGUCCCAAUUGCUGCUGAGAUCUUCAAGAAAGCAGGGACUUACGAUGAGAAGAAGUUGUUUGGUGUAACCACACUUGAUGUGGUUAGGGCUAAGACUUUCUAUGCUGGGAAGGCAAAUGUCCCAGUCGCGGGGGUUAAUGUACCUGUUGUUGGUGGGCACGCUGGCAUAACCAUUCUCCCACUUUUUUCACAAGCUACACCAAAAGCCAAUCUAUCUGACGAAGAAAUUGAGGCUCUCACCAAGAGAACUCAAGAUGGAGGGACAGAAGUGGUGGAAGCAAAGGCUGGGAAGGGUUCCGCAACUCUCUCAAUGGCCUAUGCUGGAGCCAUUUUUGCAGAUGCUUGCUUGAAGGGUCUGAACGGGGUUCCAGAAGUAGUAGAAUGUUCAUUUGUGCAGUCAAGUGUCACUGAACUACCUUUCUUUGCUUCUAAGGUGAGGCUUGGGAAGAAUGGCGUGGAGGAAGUUCUGGGGUUGGGCCCGCUUUCAGAUUAUGAGAAACAAGGAUUGGAAAACCUCAAGCCAGAGCUGAAAGCAUCUAUCGAGAAAGGAAUCAAGUUUGCCAAUCAGAGUUAAACCUUUUUGUUGGCUGAUGCGGUGGCAUCUGUUCCCUUUAUGAAGAACCCAUCACAAUUUUGCAUUUUAUUUACCAAUGUUGUAUGCUAAGUUCCAGUUAGAAUAGCUGAAAUUAGAGUGAGUACUCUAAUAAUAAAUAUCUGGUGAGGUCUUUUAAGGACCGGUAUAUUUAUAAGCCACCUGUAUUACGAACUAAUUUUGUUAUUGAACUCCCACAAUUGCCCUCCUAUCCAAAUAAAAACUCCCAAAGUUGUCCUUCA
Molecule: messenger RNA, 1487 nt
Organism: Cornus florida
Lineage: Eukaryota; Viridiplantae; Streptophyta; Magnoliopsida; Cornales; Cornaceae
Product: malate dehydrogenase, mitochondrial
Exons: 7
Coding region: 169-1227 (352 amino acids)
Biological process (GO): malate metabolic process; tricarboxylic acid cycle
Cellular component (GO): mitochondrion; cytoplasm
Molecular function (GO): L-malate dehydrogenase (NAD+) activity
Source: RefSeq, a predicted model, not a curated record